Molecule: messenger RNA, 2232 nt
Organism: Phalaenopsis equestris
Lineage: Eukaryota; Viridiplantae; Streptophyta; Magnoliopsida; Asparagales; Orchidaceae
Product: mitogen-activated protein kinase 9-like
Exons: 12
Coding region: 365-1867 (500 amino acids)
Biological process (GO): protein phosphorylation; intracellular signal transduction
Cellular component (GO): cytoplasm; nucleus
Molecular function (GO): ATP binding; MAP kinase activity
Source: RefSeq, a predicted model, not a curated record
AUGCAUCCAAGCUCUUUAAUCGGAAUUGAGGAACGUAAGAUUCGAUAGAUCAUAAAUGGACGGAAGCGGGCGGCGAUUUCUCGCGCUAACGAGGAAGGGUGUUGCGAGGUGGCCUGAUCCGCGAGAAAUUCGGGCGCCGGAGGGCACACAAUACCCUGACCACGGAUCUGUCGCUCUACUGCGCUCGCGUUCUCUAUAUCUUGAGGUGACAAUCCCCGUCGACGCCAACCUCGAUUGUCAGCCACUGUCGCGUUGGGCGACGAUAGGAUCAAGGACAGGUGGAAGAAGAGAUGGUGGAGAGUCUCAUUCGUUGCUGAAUUCGCUCUCAGCGGCCUUUAGCGAAUACUAGCAUAAUCUGAUCAUAAUGGCCAAUAAUCCACAGAAAAAGGUCAACCCUCAAACAGAGUUUUUUACUGAAUAUGGUGAAGCUAGCCAAUAUGAGAUAAUAGAGGUUAUUGGAAGGGGAAGUUAUGGUACAGUAGGGGCGGCAGUGGACACUAAAACUGGGGAGAAGGUCGCAAUCAAAAAGAUCAAUGAUGUCUUUGAGCAUGUUUCAGAUGCAACUCGAAUUCUUAGAGAGAUCAAGCUUCUUAGGCUGCUUCGGCAUCCUGAUGUUGUAGAAAUUAAGCACAUAAUGCUGCCUCCAUCUCGUAGAGAAUUUAGAGAUAUAUAUGUUGUUUUUGAGCUGAUGGAAUCAGAUCUUCAUCAAGUUAUAAAGGCAAAUGAUGACCUUACUCCUGAGCAUCACCAAUUUUUCUUGUAUCAGCUUCUUCGUUCUCUGAAGUAUAUCCAUUCUGCAAAUGUAUUUCAUCGAGAUUUGAAGCCCAAAAACAUUCUUGCCAAUUCUGACUGCAAGCUAAAAAUCUGUGACUUUGGACUUGCCCGGGUGUCUUUUAAUGAUGCUCCUUCGGCUAUUUUUUGGACUGAUUAUGUGGCAACAAGAUGGUAUCGCGCACCAGAACUAUGUGGUUCCUUUUUCUCUAAAUAUACCCCCGCUAUUGAUAUUUGGAGUAUAGGGUGCAUAUUUGCUGAAAUGCUUACUGGAAAGCCGCUGUUUCCUGGGAAGAAUGUGGUUCAUCAGUUGGAUAUCAUGACAGAUCUCUUAGGCACUCCUACUAAUGAAACCAUCACAAAGAUACGAAAUGAAAAGGCUAGAAGAUAUUUAAGUAGCAUGCGGAAAAAAAAUCCAGUUCCCUUCUCACAGAAAUUCCCUAAUGCUGAUCCGUUGGCUCUUUCUCUACUCGAACGUUUACUUGCAUUUGAUCCUAAAGAUCGUCCCACUGCUGAAGAGGCACUAGCUGAUCCAUACUUCCAUGGGUUGGCAAAUGUAGAGCGUGAACCUGCAACACAAGCAAUCUCAAAACUUGAGUUUGAGUUUGAAAGGAGAAAACUGACAAAAGAUGAUGUACGAGAGUUAAUUUAUCGAGAGAUUUUAGAGUAUCAUCCCCAAAUGCUUAAGGAAUAUCUACGUGGUGGAGACCAAACUAGCUUCAUGUAUCCAAGUGGAGUUGACCGUUUUAAACGCCAGUUUGCUCAUCUUGAAGAGUAUCAUGCCAGGGAAGAAAGAGCCACUCCAGUUCUACGACAGAACACUUCUUUGCCCAGGGAGAGGGUCUUGCCUAUUAAAGAAGAAAAGGUUGAUGGAGAGAAGGUUCUUGAAAGACAAUAUGCUAGCAGAGAUAAUGAAUCGGCGGUCAGUAAGAGCCCUUCCAUGACACAAGCUGAGGGAUCAGAAGUUACUGUGGCUAGUAUUGAAAAUGGGCUAAACAAGCUAAAUCUAAGCGCUCGUAGCUUAUUGAAGAGUGCCAGCAUCAGUGCAUCCCAAUGUAUUAACGUGAAAACAAGGAAAGAUACUUCUGGGCCAUAACGUGUUGAGGAGUUACCUCAAAUGCUUCAAGAAGUACUAUGGUGCAAGCAGGCAUUUCGAAGAUGAAUCUGGUCAAGGCGCACUUUGAAUGCCUUUGAUGAUUUUCUUCAAUAUCAACUGCAAUUCCAGAUUGCAGCCAUGCUUUAAUUCUGAAACGCACGGAAGUUAUCUGAUGUUCUCCCAUCAGUUACUUAAAUUGUAGCUACUUAAUUUUAUUUUUAAUUUUUAACCAUAUUUCAAAACAACCAGAUUUAAGUAAUUUUCCAUACUUUGCGUUGAAGAAACUUUCAUUAAUUUUUGGAGAGUCUCAGUGCAUGUAAUUUUUAGAACCAUUUCUAAUAUUCAAAUGGCAUUACAUUUGGUAA